Molecule: messenger RNA, 3687 nt
Organism: Penicillium atrosanguineum
Lineage: Eukaryota; Fungi; Ascomycota; Eurotiomycetes; Eurotiales; Aspergillaceae
Product: hybrid sensor histidine kinase/response regulator
Exons: 5
Coding region: 1-3687 (1228 amino acids)
Biological process (GO): protein autophosphorylation; phosphorelay signal transduction system
Molecular function (GO): protein binding; histidine phosphotransfer kinase activity; phosphorelay sensor kinase activity
Source: RefSeq, a predicted model, not a curated record
AUGGUGAGUUCUGCACAAGAACUUCGAGAUGGCGACCGCCGCGCACGGGAGUUGUACCACUAUUUUCAACCCGACAAUCCAGCACUUCUUCCGUCUGAAAAGUCGACCGGAAGAUGCAUCGAUACGUCGAAGUCUCCGGCCAAAGCCAGUCCAAAUCUUGUGUUGACGGCCCUCGCUCAACUGGCGGCAAUGAGGCUAGGUGUUCAGCGGGCGAUCAUUAGCUUGAUCGAUCGAGAAACGCUUUACGUUGUAGCCGAGGCUUCAAAAUCGCUCAAUUUGGACAAGAAUGGACUAUAUGACGAGGAUGGCGACGGUCUCUGGAUGGGCUGCUCGCGCGGCCCUGUUUCGGGGACUCUGUGCGAGAAAACCAUUACCUUACGGUCCUCUAGCGAACAAAGAUACCCAUUUUUUAUCGUGGACGAUUUGAAACGCCACCCGGACUACUGCAAUAUCCCUUGUGUUGCCGAAGCUCCCCACUUCCGGUAUUAUGCAGGCACGCCCUUGAUAACGAGCAACGGAAUCACCAUUGGGAGUUUAUAUGUGAUCGAUCCUCGACCGAACAUUUCUUUGACAGAGUCUCACAGAGAAACCCUCGGGACAAUAGCGAAUGCCGUUAUGGAAUACAUGGAAACGGCGCGUCAAUCGCUAGAAGCGGAUCGCUUGGCCAAAGUGCUUUCAGGACUCAAUUCCUUUGUGCAAGGUGCAGUCACUUCUGAUACCUCGAAGAAAACAACAUACCAGAGUGCCGACCGUUGGGAUCAGGACCUGUCCCGUACACAGAGCCCUUAUCAGACUCCUUCUUCCACCAUUGAGAACGAUUCAGACUCGUAUUUCAAAGAUACUGGAAUCAUUCACCCAAGGCAUUCAGCAAGUCAAACAAAUAGUGCGGAUGAUUCAGAUGGCCUAUAUGCCGGUGCUCCUCGUUUUACCCGCCCUCCUCGCCCUCCUCGCUCUCCCCGUUCUCGUUCUUCUCGCUCUCCCCGACACUCUCCUUCUUCGCCUCCUUCCCAUUCUUUAGAUCGCGAGCCAUUGAGCAAAGGAGCCCCCAAACUGCCAUCGAGUCCCGGUAGCGUUGGGAUGAGUCAGACGUUUCAGCGCGCCGCCGACACCAUUCGGAAAAGCCUGAAUCUGGGUCAAGAUGGAGGCGUUGUCAUCUUCGGCAACAACGCUCGCGUAGAGCUUCAGUCUACACUUGAUAUGGACCAAGACCCAGAGUCAAAGCGGAAACUUGCUACAAUAUGGGCCAUGUCGGAUACAGAAGCUCUUCCUGAUCGCAUCAAUGGGGUGUUUCAACCUCACCCGGCUGCACAGAUGGAUCUGCAUUUCGCUCGCCGGUUCUUGCGGCGUUACCGGCGUGGUGGACUCUGGCACUUUCACCAAGAUGGAACAGCCUUCUCUUCUGAUGAAGACUGCGCCAGCUCCGGGACUCAACCCGAUUCCUCUGAUCUAUCUUCGGCACCACUCACGAUGAACCCGCAGUCAUUCGGUGCAUUGCGUGAGAAAGACCAGCAGGCACUGAAGAAAUACUUCCCCAAUGCAAAGAGAAUAAUGUUCGUCCCCCUUUGGGACUCGUUCAAUUCUAGGUGGUUCGGAGGCUGUUUCAGUUGGAGCUGUCUCGAGACCCGCGUUUUUAGCGCCCAUGUUGAGCUCGGUGGAUUUUUUGGGUUUGGGUCUUCUCUGAUGGUUGAAUACAGUCGCAUCCAGAGUCAGGAGUCGGACAAGAAAAAGGACGACUUCAUUAGUACCAUAUCACACGAAUUGCGCAGUCCGCUGCAUGGUAUUCUAGCAGCCAACGAAUUUCUUGCCGAGUAUGUCGAAUCAGAGUUCGCUAAGAGACUGCUUGACACGAUCCGUGCUUGUGGUCAAACUCUGCUGGAUACUUUUGAGCAGAUUCUAGAUUUCGCCAAAAUCAACUCCUUCGCAAGUAAACGACAGCGCCUCGGAUCAAGCUCCCCGUCUGCUCGCACUCGCCAAGGUGCAGAAAAUGGCGCUUCUCCAGCACAGCCGCUACGAAUUCUCAAGUCAGUCGAUGUUGUCGCAAUCAUCGAAGAUGUCAUCGAAAGUGUCUACUCAGGUCGCAUUUUGUCAGGUGCAGUACCUGCAGGCAAUAGUGCACUUAAGUGGUCUUUGGAUGGCACAGAAGGCAGUCAUGGAACCACAGAAUCUACAGAUGUUGGACGAAUCGACGUUUUCAUCGAUGCUGCACCCCGGGACUGGGAGUUCCUCCUGGAACCAGGGGCGUUGCGACGUGUCGUCAUGAACGUCUUUGGAAAUGCGCUGAAGUACACUCAAAAGGGAUCAAUUUCUGUUCGCCUAGAAGUCAUCCACGCUAAAGGAAGCGGUAGCCCGUCCGAAGGCGUUGGUUCUCCAGUACUUCUUCUAACAGUCUCUGAUACCGGUAAAGGCAUCUCAAGUCAAUAUCUUCGAUCCGAUAUUUUCACACCAUUUUCCCAAGAAGAUGUCUUAUCGCCAGGUACAGGGCUGGGCCUUUCACUUGUUCGCGACAUCCUCCGGUCGCUGAAUGGCGAUAUCACAAUCGAAAGUCAGGUUGGGGUGGGCACUACUGUAAAGAUGAAAUUUCCAUUGGGGCAACCUGAAGAACCGAAAGUUCCUGAAUUACCUCCCUCAGUUGUGGACUCAGUUCCUGCUGCGUCGAAUCUCAUCGGGCUAGUGAAGGCAGGGCUUACUGGAAAGGCCUUGCGUUUCGCUACUGCCCGAGAUCAACCAUCCAACAUUCCCACUUCGAACAAUAUGAUCAAAAAUUAUCUGACAGAUUGGUUCGGAAUGAAGAUUCAAAAAACUUCGGAAUCUACUGCAUUUGUCGACUUGCUGGUUGUCGAUGAGUGUGACUUGGAUCUUACCGAAAAUUUCCACCAUGAAACGUCAUUUUUGAUUCUAUGCCAUCGAAGACCUUCGUGGUCAACCAUGGAAUCGACCAAGCGACCUCCAAACACCGUCUGGCUUACACUUCCCUGUGGCCCUCAUCAACUCGCUCGAACCCUAAUGGGAUCUGUCAAGUGUAUGAGGUCAAGUCAACCAAUUCAGCUCGACGAGCCAUCGCCUCUUGGAUUCACAGAAAACCUUUCUGAGCUUAACAAUCUCUUGAAGAGUCACACCUUGUCCGAUCAGCAAAACAUGGGACCCGUUUUGGCGUCAGAUGCCUCACACUUCAAUCCAGCACCCAACACCACGACCAUACAUAAUCGGCUUGUUCCAAAAGCCAACCCAUCUUCGUAUAGUUUAACAGCUAAUAAAGCUGGCGACAUUUCCGACAAGGCAUCGCCGACUGAGUCCGGAGCUGGCAUCCGGAUUCUUUUAGUAGAAGAUAACGCAAUCAACCUCGCUCUUCUCGAAAAAUAUCUUACUCGAACAAAGCAUGAGAUCCUACACACAGCUGUCAACGGGCAAGAAGCUAUCAAGGCAGUACAGACGAUGACCGCGGAUUAUAAUUACAUAUUCAUGGUGGACGGCUUCGAGGCGACUCGGUCAAUUCGAUCAAUCGAACGGGCACGACAAACAAAAUCGCCAGCUAAAAUCAUUGCACUCACUGGCUUGGGAUCCGACGAACAUAUCAUGAAAGCAUAUGCAGCUGGCGUCGACGUCUUUCUCACGAAACCUAUAUCCUUCAAAGACAUUCUGAGGUUAUUAGAUGAACAGAAGGGUAUCUUACCUGGGCAUCAACAAUGA